Molecule: messenger RNA, 5988 nt
Organism: Cinclus cinclus
Lineage: Eukaryota; Metazoa; Chordata; Aves; Passeriformes; Cinclidae
Product: sodium channel protein type 2 subunit alpha-like
Exons: 26
Coding region: 1-5988 (1995 amino acids)
Biological process (GO): membrane depolarization during action potential; sodium ion transmembrane transport; neuronal action potential
Cellular component (GO): voltage-gated sodium channel complex; axon; plasma membrane
Molecular function (GO): protein binding; voltage-gated sodium channel activity
Source: RefSeq, a predicted model, not a curated record
AUGGCGCAGGCAAUGCUGGUACCACCAGGACCUGACAGCUUCUUCUAUUUCACUGAAGAAUCCCUUGCAGCUAUUGAAAAACGUAUUGCUGAUGAAAAAUUUCAUUGUCACCAAGAUGAGCCUACAGAUGAUGCUGGUCAUGAAGAAAAUCACCCAAAACCAAAUAAUGACUUAGAGGCAGGAAAGACACUGCCAUUUAUUUAUGGUGAUAUUCCUCCAGGAAUGGUGUCUGAACCUCUGGAGGACCUGGACCCGUAUUACAUUAAUAAAAAAACAUUUAUAGUGCUGGAUAAAGCGAAGACAAUCCACAGGUUCAGUGCCACACCUGCCUUGUACCUUUUAUCUCCUUUCAAUAUCACUAGAAGACUAGCUAUUAAGAUUUUGGUUCAUUCAUGGUUCAACAAGGUCAUUAUGCUCACUAUCUUGGCAAAUUGUGUAUUUAUGACAUGGAGGAAUCUCCCAGAAUGGGCGAAGAAUGUAGAGUACACUUUCACUGGCAUUUAUACUUUUGAAUUUCUAGUAAAAGUCUUUGCAAGAGGCUUCUGUAUAAAUGAUUUUACUUGCCUUCGUGACCCCUGGAACUGGCUUGAUUUUGUUGUCAUUUCCUUUGCAUAUGUGACAGAGUUUGUGGACCUGGGCAAUGUCUCAGCGUUGAGAACAUUCAGAGUUCUCCGAGUUUUGAAAACAAUAUCAGUCAUUCCAGGCUUGAAGACUAUUGUUGGAGCCUUAAUUCAGUCUGUGAAGAAGCUCUCGGAUGUGAUGAUCCUGACUGUAUUUUGCCUGAGUGUAUUUGCAUUGAUAGGACUGCAGUUGUUCAUGGGCAACUUGAAGAAUAAAUGCCUGUUCUGGCCAUCAGAAAAUUCAACAGCUUUUAAAAAAUAUGUAGUUCCAUACUUUAAUGGUACAGAAUUUGACUGGGCAGCGUACAUUAACGAAGAAAGUCAUUUCUAUCGCCCAGAAGGAGCAAAGGAUUUUUUGCUUUGUGGCAAUAGCACAGAUGCAGGUAAAUGCCCAGAAGAGUUUAUCUGUGUGAAAGCUGGUAAAAACCCUAACUAUGGAUAUACCAGCUUUGACACAUUCAGCUGGGCUUUCUUGUCACUGUUUCGACUGAUGACACAGGACUAUUGGGAAAAUCUUUAUCAGUUGACACUACGAGCUGUUGGCAAAUCAUACAUGAUAUUUUUUGUGGUGGUGAUUUUUCUGGGUUCCUUCUAUUUGAUUAACUUGAUUUUGGCUGUGGUUGCCAUGGCCUAUGAAGAACAAAAUCAGGCAACUAUUGUUGAAGCAGAGCAGAGAGAAGCAGACCUUAAGCUGAAGCUCGAACAACUGCGGAAGCAGCAAGAAGAAGCUCAGGUAUUUUCUAGCAAGACUGCAGCAGAGAUGACUGAGUACAGCUGUGAAAGUGGGAAUGCUGCACCCUCUGAUAGUUCUUCGGAUGCAUCCAAGCUUAGCUCAAAAAGUGCCAAAGAAAGGAGAAAUAGAAGGAAGAAAAGAAGGCAGAGAGAGCUCUCUGGGGAAGAGGAUGACAUGAAGGAUGAAAAGCUUCCAAAAUCUGAAUCAGAUGGCAGUAUCAAAAGGAAAAGUUUCCGUUUUUCUUUUGAUGGGAACAGACUAACUUAUGGGAAGCCAUUUACAUCACCCCACCAGUCUUUGCUGAGUGUUCAUGGCUCCCUGUUUUCUCCCAGGCCUAGUAGCAGAACAAGUCUUUUCAGUUUUAGAGACGACGGAAGAGAGAGAGGAUCUGAAAAUGACUUUGCUGACGAUGAGCACAGCAUGUUUGAGGAUAACUCGAGCAGAAGAGGUUCUCUGUUUGUGCCGCGCAGACACGGUGAACGGCGCAGCAGUAACAUUAGCCAGGCCAGUAGGUCAUCCAGGAGGAUGACAGUAUUCCCAGUGAAUGGGAAGAUGCACAGCACCGUGGAUUGCAAUGGAGUGGUUUCCUUGGUGGAUGGACCGCCAGGUCUGUUGUCUCCUACCGGACAACUUCUGCCAGAGGUGAUAAUAGAUAAACCAGCGACCGAUGGCAAUAGCACUACCACAGAAAUAGGAACAAAAACCAGACGUACAAGUUCAUAUCAAAUACCAAUGGAGUUGCUGGAGGAUCCUGAUUUAAGGGAAAGGGCCAUGAGUCUAGCUGAUGUUAUCACAAACAGAAUGGAAGAACUUGAAGGAUCCAGAAAAAAAUGUCCACCUUGCUGGGAUAAAUUUGCCCACACUUUCUUAAUUUGGGAGUGUUGUGAGUCCUGGUUAAAAGUAAAGAGUGUAGUUGAAUUUAUUGUAAUGGAUCCAUUUGUCGAUCUGGCUGUCACUGUUUGCAUAGUUUUAAACACACUAUUUAUGGCCAUGGAACAUUAUCCAAUGACUGAACAAUUUGACACUGUACUUACAAUAGGAAAUCUGGUUUUUACUGGAAUUUUUGCAGCAGAAAUGGUUCUCAAGAUAAUUGCCAUGCAUCCAUUUAAUUAUUUCCAAGUUGGCUGGAAUAUUUUUGAUAGUUUUAUAGUUACUCUUAGUUUGGUGGAGCUGUUUUUGUCAAACGUGGAUGGAUUAUCCGUUCUCCGAUCAUUCAGAUUGUUGCGAGUUUUCAAAUUGGCAAAAUCUUGGCCAACCCUAAAUAUGCUGAUUAAGAUUAUUGGCAACUCAGUGGGAGCUCUGGGGAAUCUGACCCUGGUGCUGGCCAUCAUUGUGUUCAUUUUCGCUGUGGUUGGGAUGCAGCUGUUUGGGAAAAGCUACAAGGAAUGUGUCUGCAAGAUCUCCAGUGACUGUGAACUUCCUCGCUGGCACAUGCAUGACUUUUUCCACUCUUUCCUGAUUGUGUUCCGAGUGCUGUGUGGAGAAUGGAUAGAAACCAUGUGGGACUGCAUGGAGGUUGCAGGCCAAGCCAUGUGCCUUAUUGUUUUCAUGCUGGUCAUGGUGAUUGGAAACCUAGUGGUAUUGAAUCUUUUUCUGGCCUUGCUGCUGAGUUCAUUUAGUUCAGACAAUCUUACUGCUACAGAAGAUGAUAAUGAAAUGAACAACUUGCAGAUUGCUGUUGCAAGAAUUCAGAAGGGAAUAGAUCAUGUGAAGAAAAAAGCAGGUGAAUGUGUCCGAAAGUCUUGUUUGGGAAAACAAGCUGCUGUAAAUCAAAGAACAGCAACAGAUCAGUUGAAUGAUGAGAGAAACCAUUGCAUUUCCAACUGUACCAUCACUGAACUAAGGAUAGAUACGAAUUAUGUCAAAAAUGAAAAUGGAAUGGCCACUGUUAUAGGUGGCAAUGAUUAUACAUCAUUCAUAAACAACCCAAGCCUUACUGUUACAGUACCAAUAGCUGUUGGAGAGUCUGAUUUUGAACAUCUGAAUACAGAAGAGUUUAGCAGUGACUCAGAUUUGGAUGAAAGCAAGGAGAAGCUAGAUUUUUCCAGCUCAUCAGAAGGAAGUACAGUUAAUCUAGCUGUCUUCGGAGAAGAGAAAAGUGAAACUGAACCAGAAAAAGCAUCAGAACUACAGCCAUGCUUUACAGAAGGCUGUGUACAGAAGUUUAAAUGCUGCAAAGGCAAUAGGGAGAGCACAAUAGGAAGAAUCUGGUGGAACCUUCGAAAAACCUGUUACAAGAUAGUAGAGCACAACUGGUUUGAAUCAUUCAUUGUCUUCAUGAUUCUUCUCAGCAGUGGUGCUCUGGCUUUUGAAGAUAUAUAUAUUGAACAGCGCAAGACUAUAAAAACCCUGCUGGACUAUGCUGAUAAAAUCUUUACUUACGUGUUUAUUCUGGAAAUGGUGCUAAAAUGGGUUGCCUAUGGUUUUCAGACUUACUUCACUAAUGCUUGGUGCUGGCUGGACUUCCUGAUUGUCGAUGUCUCGUUGGUUAGCUUAGUAGCUACUGCCCUUGGUUUCUCAGAAUUUGGUGCAAUUAAAUCCCUCCGAACAUUAAGAGCUUUGAGACCUCUAAGAGCUUUGUCGCGCUUUGAAGGCAUGAGGGUGGUUGUGAAUGCUCUUACUGGAGCAAUCCCGUCCAUUAUGAACGUACUUCUGGUUUGCCUUACAUUCUGGCUAAUUUUCAGCAUUAUGGGAGUAAAUUUGUUUGCUGGCAAAUUCUAUUACUGUGUGAACACCACAAAUGAUGAGAUGUUCACACCAGAGCAAGUCAGUAAUAAAAGUAUGUGUGAAGAUAUUAACAGGACUACUGGAGGUGUUCGGUGGAAAAAUGUGAAAGUAAACUUUGAUAAUGUUGCAAUUGGUUAUCUUUCUCUGCUUCAAGUGGCAACAUUUAAAGGAUGGAUGGAGAUUAUGUACGCUGCAGUUGAUUCUACAGAAGCAGAGAAACAACCCAAGUAUGAAGACAACCUGUACAUGUACCUUUACUUUGUGGCCUUUAUCGUCUUUGGAUCAUUUUUCACCCUAAACUUAUUCAUUGGUGUCAUCAUAGAUAACUUCAACCAACAAAAAAAGAAGCUUGGAGGUCAAGAUAUUUUUAUGACAGAAGAACAAAAGAAAUACUACAAUGCAAUGAAGAAGCUGGGAUCCAAGAAACCACAAAAACCUAUACCUCGACCAGUGAACAAAUUGCAAGGUCUGAUGUUUGAUAUUGUAACACAGCAACUAUUUGACAUCACUGUUAUGGUUCUAAUCUGUCUUAACAUGGUCACAAUGAUGAUAGAAACAGAUGACCAAACUGAACUGAUGCAAAAUAUUUUAUAUUGGAUUAACUUGGUCUUUGUUGUGCUUUUCACUGGUGAAUGCGUCUUCAAAAUAUUUUCACUCCGUUAUUAUUACUUCACCAUUGGCUGGAAUAUUUUUGAUUUUGUGGUUGUUAUUCUUUCAAUAAUAGGUAUGUUUCUAGCUGAGGUGAUUGAAAAGUACUUUGUGUCACCCACUUUGUUCAGAGUUGUACGUCUCGCCAGAAUCGGUCGAAUCCUGCGCCUCAUUAAAGGCGCUAAGGGAAUCCGCACUCUGCUUUUUGCUUUGAUGAUGUCUCUUCCUGCUUUGUUCAACAUUGGGCUGCUGCUCUUCCUGGUCAUGUUCAUCUACGCCAUAUUUGGCAUGUCCAACUUUGCCUAUGUCAAGAGGGAAGAUGGGAUUGAUGACAUGUUCAACUUUGAAACGUUUGGCAACAGCAUGAUCUGCCUGUUUCAGAUCACCACGUCCGCUGGCUGGAAUAAUUUGCUCAACCCAAUUCUGAACAGUGGGGAGCCAGACUGUAACCCUAACAAAACUCAUCCGGGGAGCUCUGUGAAAGGUGACUGUGGCAACCCUUCUGUUGGGAUUUUCUUCUUUGUCAGCUACAUUAUCAUAUCCUUUCUGGUAGUGGUGAACAUGUACAUUGCUGUGAUUUUGGAGAACUUCAGUGUUGCUACUGAAGAAAGCGCUGAACCCUUGGGUGAGGAUGACUUUGAGAUGUUCUACGAGGUUUGGGAAAAAUAUGAUCCCGAUGCAACACAAUUCAUAGAAUACAGCAAACUGUCUGAUUUUGCAGCUUCUCUGGAACCUCCUCUUAAUAUACCAAAACCAAACAAAGUCCAGCUUAUUGCAAUGGAUCUACCCGUGGUGAGCGGUGACAGAAUUCACUGCCUUGACAUCUUGUUUGCUUUCACAAAGCGUGUCUUGGGGGAAAGCGGGGAGAUGGACGCCCUCAGAAUACAGAUGGAAGAUCGGUUUAUGGCAUCCAAUCCUUCCAAAGUCUCCUAUGAACCAAUAACAACUACAUUGAAAAGAAAGCAGGAGGAAAUUUCUGCCACUAUCAUUCAGCGUGCUUACAGACGUCAUCUUCUGAGACAGUCAGUAAAGAAGCUUUCAUUUAUGUAUCAGAAAGAUGGGGGUGAUCAUCUUAUCAAAAAAGAUAUGAUUGUUGGUAAACUGAGUGAAAACUCAUCUCCAGAGAAAAUGGGUAUGUCUGCAUCCACCACAGCUCCCCCUUCUUAUGAUAGUGUAACAAAACCAGAAAAAGAAAAAUAUGAAGAUGACAAAUCAGAAAAGGAAGACAAAGGAAAAGACAGAAGAGGAAACAAAAAGUAA